AUGGUAGCUAUUGUCGAUAAGAUUAAUGGUAAUCGUAGUAAUGUUGGUUGCAGUAAUCAUACUAAUCGAAUAAAACAAGAAGAUAAUCAUCAAACAACACGAAUUAUUCAAUGGCUUGGUGGUGAACGAGCAGUUGAUGUUCCAGCUGAAUUUGAUGUACAAUCAUCACUGAAAGAAGAUUGUGUCGAUCAUCAAAUAGUUGCAUCAAAAGUUGAAUGCAUUGAAUUACUUCGACUUAAACCACUCAAUAAACAACAAACUACUACAUUUGAACGAGGCUCUUUACUUCGUCAAAGUAGUCGUCGUGGCAGUUGUAGUUAUCGAAGUCGAUCAUCGCCCGAUGAACAAACAUCAGAUGAAGCUUAUUGUACAUUAUCAACACAUCGUGGUGGUAUUCAAAAGAAAACAAAACUUAAUAAUGAUUUAAUACGUAAAGGAUCAGCAAGUGAUAGUAGUAGUUUAUCAACAACUGUUCAUAAUUGUACAUCAUCACCUAUAUUAACAAUAUCAAUUGAUGAUAUAUAUACAACAUUAGAUCGUGCACAAAUAUUAUUUAAAAUGGAAGAUGAACAUAUUAAAGAAGAUAUUGGACGUUUACGUGAAAUAGCACAACAAGGUUCAUUUCAACAAAGUCUUCAUUUAUUACCUAUUGUAACACAUGCAAAUGAUCGUUCAAUGGAUUUAUUUCAUGAAAUAAUGAUUAAUGGUGAUAAUGGUGAACGAGAUUUUAAAGAAAUGGUUGAAGAAUUGAUUCAACUUAUUGAAAAAAAAUUAGUUGAUGCAGAAUAUAAAAUGUUUGAUGCAACUACAAUCAGAGCAUCAUCUCCAUCAUUAUUUGAUAUGCUCAAUGAUCUUAAAACAUGUUUAACAUUAUUACGUCGGACAGAAAUGCAAAGUUUGUUAGAUGUAUUUGAUAAUGUUCUUAAAUUACGUCUUUAUCCAUCAGCAUUACCAGAAAGUCAAGAAAUACCAAAUAAUAUUAAUAAUGAAAAUAUUCCAAAUAAAUUAAAUCAUUCUGAAACAACAGAAGAAUUAUUAAAAUUAUCUCAAUAUGCAAUUGAUGAAUUAAAAAUCGUUAAAAUUGAAAAAACUCAUGAACCAUUAGGUGUAACAAUAACACGUUCUGAUUCUGGUUCAAUUCAUAUAGCACGAAUUAUUGUUGGUGGUAUUGCAUCAAAUACAGAACUUUUUCAAAUUAAUGAUCGUAUACUUGAAAUAAAUGAUGAACCAAUAACAGGUCGUUCACUUGAUUAUGUUUGUUCAUUAAUGUCAAAUAUAUCAGGUUUAAUUAAAUUUCUUCUUGCACCACCAUUAUUUUCAAAUAUAAUUCAUCAUAAUCGUCACCAUAAUAAUAAUAUAUCACAUCAAACAUUUUAUGUUCGCGCAUUAUAUGCAUAUGAUCCAUAUAAUGAUCCAUUAUUACCGUGUAAAGAACUUGGUUUACUGUUUCAACGUGGCGAUAUUUUACGUAUUGUUGCACGCGAUGAAAAUUUCAUUAAAAUUAAUGAUUCAUAUGUUAGUUGGUGGCAAGCAUAUCGUGAAAAUUCAACGGAAACAGAUACAGAUCCAAGUUUAGCAGGUCUUAUACCGUCGGAUAGUUUACAACAAAAACGUUUAGCUUUAAUAAAAGCACUUAGUGAUGAAACUGAAUCAAUAUCAUCAUCAUCAUCAAUAUCAAUAUCAUUAAAACAUCAGAAAAAAUCUAAAAAGAAAAAAAAGAAACAUUGUUUAACUUGUCUGCCAAAAAAAGAAAAACAUAAUUUACAUUCUGUUUAUAAUAAUGCAACAUUUAUACGUGAUAUUGAGGAUACAGAUGCAACAAAUAUUCGAACAUCAACAAAUCAUUUUUCAUUAACUGAUACAAGACAAUUUGAUGAAGAACAUCCAUCAUCAAAAGCAAUGGCUACGAUGUUAGAUCAUAAUAAAGAUUUCACAAUGGAUUCAUUAAUGCUUGAUACAUUUCGUUUUUAUGAUCCUGUCUUUCGUCUAGAUCUUACAGGACAACAAAUGACACGACCAAUUGUUUUACUAGGUGAAAAAUAA
This is a messenger RNA of Rotaria sp. Silwood2, 2043 nucleotides long. Lineage: Eukaryota; Metazoa; Rotifera; Eurotatoria; Philodinida; Philodinidae. The record is from the annotation of a GenBank genome assembly.